This is a messenger RNA of Antechinus flavipes (yellow-footed antechinus), 3287 nucleotides long. Its product is annotated as vomeronasal type-1 receptor 1-like. The record is from RefSeq and is a predicted model, not a curated record. Gene Ontology annotation, biological process: G protein-coupled receptor signaling pathway. Gene Ontology annotation, molecular function: pheromone receptor activity. Bases 998 to 1930 code for a protein of 310 amino acids. NCBI's taxonomy places the organism in Eukaryota, Metazoa, Chordata, Mammalia, Dasyuromorphia, Dasyuridae. Gene Ontology annotation, cellular component: membrane. The transcript has 2 exons.
CACACACACACAGAUAGAAAGCCAGAGACAUACAGAGAAAGAGUCAGAGAGAAUAAGAGACAAGCAAAAAUCAACAGAGAAGCAGGCAAAGAGACAGGUGGACACUUUUCCUUUAUGUAGAAAUUUAUGAAGUUAAAAAGUAUCAUGACUGUAUUUUCACUUAAGUAUUAUCUGUUAAAUGUAAAUUUUCAAAUUGUAAUUCUAUGUUUUUUCAAUGUGUCAUAAUCUGAAAUAUCUUAAUGUGUUUUUUUAUACAGCAAUUUUCCUUCUAUACACAACAAUACACCCAGAUCUCUCUCUCUUCCUUUCUCCCCUUUCUCUUUCCCCAUCUAUUUCUAUCUUUUCCUCAUUUUUUCUUUGUCUGAGUAAAGAGUGGUGCUAUGCCUAGAUGACUUUUUAGUAUUUAGGUAUUUGCCCUCUACUCACUACCAAAGGAAAAUUCAAGAAAUACAAUCAAGUUGAUCAUGAUUUGUUUUAAUUUCUCAAAAUUGUCUUUUAGAAUAAUGUUGGAAAACUGCUUCUUUCCUUCCUCUCUUCCUUCCUUCUUCCCUGUUUCUUUCUUUCCUCAUUCUUUCUUCCUUUCUUUCUUCCCUCUUUCCUUCCUUGUUUGUUUCUUGCAUCUUUCUCUGAGAACAUUUCUUUCUGCCAUCCCUCCCUCCUGCUUUCUUUCCUUUCCUCCCUCCCACUUUCCUUCCUCUUUUCCUUCCUUUCCUUCCUUCCUUCCCUUCAUCCUUCCCCACUUCUCUUCUGGCCUUCCUUCCUAUCUCCUUCUCUACUUUCCUCCCUUCCUUCCUUCCCUCUUUAAUCCCUCAAUAUCCCCAUCCUUUACUCUCUCUUCCCUCCCUCCUUUUUCUUUCCUUUGUGUUCCUUCCUUCCUCCUACCCUUUUUAUAUUUCUUGCAUCUGUCUCUUAAAACAUUUCUACUUUAGUCAGUGAGAAACUUGUUUUCCUUGAUUUAGUUCUAGGUAUUGUCUUCUUCAUACAGACAGGAGCUGGAAUGCUGGGAAACGUCUUUCUCCUUUGUCGUUAUACCAUCACUUUCUAUAAUGACAACAGGCUGCGGUCCAUAGACUCCAUUUUCUUCCACUUGUCUCUGGCCAGCUCCAUCAUGCUCAUUUCCAAGGGAGUCCCUCAGACAAUGAUUGGUUUGGGGAUGAAAUAUUUCCUGGAUCAUGUUGGCUGUAAUGUGAUUCAUUUCCUCCACCGAGUGGCCCGUAAUGUUUCUCUCACUAUCACUUGCUUUCUGAGUGGGUUUCAGAUUAUCACCAUCAAUCCUUUUACUUUUUCCAUUUGGUCAAAACUCAAAGCUCAAGCCUCAAAUUACAUUGCUCCCUUUUGCCUUUUUUGCUGGAUCCUACACAUUCUAAUAAAUGUCUAUAUGUUGGGAAAUAUUCAGAAGUUUACAGAAAGAAGUAACAAUACGAGGCUAUGGAAUACUGGAUUCUGUUCACAAUUUGCUCUAGCAUCAUUCAAAGUCUCUGUAUUUAUAAUUUUGUUCUCUAUUCCUGAUUUCCUUUAUUUGGGAUUUAUGGUCAUAGCCAGUGGCUAUCUGGUGCUUGUCCGGCAAAGACGCCAUGGACAAGUCCAGCAUAUUCACAGCUCCCACCAUUUGCCAAUUAGAUCUCCUGAGAUUAAAGCCACCUACACCAUUUUAGUGUUGGUGAGCACCUAUAUAUCCUUCUACUCAAUCAAUUCUGUUUUGUCAUUUUAUCUCUUUAUUUUUGAUAAAUAUUAUGGCUGGUUGAUUCCCACAUCAGCCCUCUUGGCUGCAAAUUUCUCAGCCAUCAGUCCAUUUGUGCUUAUCAGUUCUGAUUCCCAACUUCUCCAUCAUUUCUACUAUCUCUGGACAAAGAAAAGAUCCCAAGAUUCUUUUUCUGGAUGUUCCCUAGUUCAACAUUCUAUUUCUCCUCCUAAGAGGCGAUAUCAUUAAAAAGACAAUGAGAGCAGGUCAGUGCGCAGUAGGAUAAAAGAGUCACAUAUCUUAUAAAUUAGAAGAAACAUUAAAUGUAAAAAUCAUUUUCAUCAUGAGGAUCAUUAUGUCUAGAAUUUUUUUGGAUCCUUUUAUAGUGAACUUUCGUAUUUCACCUCUUUCAGAUUAUUUUGAACUCUCCUUCGGAAAUGUAUAUUAAAUAUUCUCCUCCUUUAGAAAUUAUUUUUGUCAUAGAAUUGAGAAUGUUGAGAAAACCAAUUUACACUGGUAUAGGGACAACUGAGAGAUGGCCAUCAUUUUCUUCUACAUAUGAAAUAAAGGACAUAUUCUGUUUUACCUGUAAUCUACAAAGAUUGUAGAAAACAUCUGGAGUAAAGAGAGGAGAAAGUUUUGUGAACCUUGUCCCUCAUCAGGACUGGCAUAAGAGAUAUAUUAUGUUACAAGUAGAGAUAUUUUUCUCUGAUUCCAUAUAAUUUAUAAUGUCUUAGAAGUUCUUGCUACAGUCUAUUAUAAAACAGAUCUCAAAAUAACUUAGUAGAAGCUCUCAAUUUUCACUUCAAAACCAGAUAACCUCAUCUCAAACAUUAUGAUUCUGAUAUUUUUAGUAAUAGAGCUAUAAGAUAAGAAUUAAAUUACAAACUCAUAAUUCCCUUGAAAUUUUAGAGAACUUAAGUUCUAAAAUGUCCUUUUCUAUCCUUAUCUAAACUGUGGACUUGGUGAAAACUGUGCUAAUAAUAAAUUAGAGGAAGGUUCUUAAAAAAAAAGCUGUGAGAAUCUGAAAUUGUAAAAUAAGUCAUUUUGCUUUAAGAUUGAAUGUUUACAAAAAAUAGUUAAGAAUGUCUAAAUUAUUAUUGACUCCAUUACAAUUAACCUUCUGUGAUGCAAGUUAGCAAAUUUUACAAUGAUAUUAAAAUAAUUCAAUAUUAGCUGAAAAAUCAAAAGCCAAAUAUUUUAAAAUACCGGCAAAGGUAGAACUCUGAAAUCUCUUAGUUUAUAUAUAAUCAUUUAAUCUUUUUUUCCUAAAAUUAUUCACUUUUUCUUCCAAUUAUUUAGAAGUCUAAAUUUUUUCAUUAAUUCCAUUUUUUCUUUUAAAACUCCAAUUAAUUCUAAUUUUAUUUUAUUUUUUAAAAGUUUUUUCAAAACACAUGUAAAGAUAGUUGUCAGCCUUCCCCCUUGCAAAUCCUUGUGUUCCAGUUGUUUUUUCUCCCUUCCUUCCUUGAACUUCUUCCCCAGAGGACAAGUACUCCAAUAUAUGUUAAACAUGUGCAAGUCUUUCAUAUACAUUUCCACAAUUAUCAUGUUGCACAAGUAAAGUCAGACCAAAAAGAGAGAGAGAGAGAGAGAGAGAGAGAGAGAG